This is a messenger RNA of Chanos chanos (milkfish), 909 nucleotides long. It is a transcript of the gene pusl1, whose product is annotated as pseudouridine synthase like 1. The record is from RefSeq and is a predicted model, not a curated record. Gene Ontology annotation, biological process: tRNA pseudouridine synthesis. The transcript is spliced from 8 exons. Lineage: Eukaryota; Metazoa; Chordata; Actinopteri; Gonorynchiformes; Chanidae. Gene Ontology annotation, molecular function: pseudouridine synthase activity; RNA binding. Bases 7 to 909 code for a protein of 300 amino acids.
CAAAGGAUGGAGACCUUGCCACACAGAAGCGCGCGCUAUUUGAUCUUUUUCCAGUAUAUUGGGUCGAAGUACAGCGGCGUGAUGAAGACGCCCCCUCACCAACCGCUGGAGGGUGUACAGAACCACUUAGAGAGAGCCGUGCGAAUGCUGAAGCCGGUGAACGAAGUGUCGGUGUCCAUCUCCAGUCGAACAGACACGGGCGUUCAUGCUCUGUGUAACUCAGCACACGUAGACAUCCAACGCAGGGAAAACAAGCCCCCCUUCUCAGAGCAGACCCUAAUCCAAGCCUUAAACUUCAACCUUAAACCAGAGCCAAUCAGAAUCACCCGUGCCUUUCGUGUACAGAGGGACUUCCACGCUCGUUACCGAGCCAGAUCCAGAACAUAUGUUUACCGUCUGGCCACCAGUGUCAGUCAUCGUACACAAAUGCCUCUGACGGAGAGUGAUCUUUGCUGGGGUAUACACGACACAAAGCUAAAUGUCAGUGCCAUGCAAGAGGCUGGAAGCUUGCUGUUAGGAACCCAUGACUUCAGUACCUUCCGUGCCCUCAACUCUGAGACCCCUUUUAAGAAUCCUGUGAAGACCCUGGAACUGGCCCGGCUGGAACCUGGACUCUCAUUUUCACAGCAGCACUUCCACGGAGAUAUCCAGUUCUGGGAGCUCACUUUCAAAUGUAGGUCAUUUUUAUAUAAACAAGUGCGGAGGAUGACCGGGGCAUUGGUUGCGGUCGGUCAGGGUAAGCUGUCGGUUCGUGAUGUCGGAGAGUUACUCGACGCUCGAGACUCUCUGGCCUACCCGCAGAAUCUGACCGCUCCUGCACACGGCCUGUUCUUGACGGAUGUCCGCUACGAAGAGUCGGGUAAGGAGGAUUCUGCCUUCAGACAUUUGGUUCCUUUUGUUCAAGAUUGA